AUGUUGAAGAGGGUGGUCGAUGCAGUUAAAGAGCUUGUACAAGACUGCAACUUCGACUGCAGCGAUACCGGCAUCUCGCUCCAAGCCAUGGACAACUCCCACGUAGCCCUCGUCUCCCUCAACCUCAAAGCCGAAGGCUUUUCCCCAUACCGCUGCGACCGCAACAUCGCCCUCGGAAUCAACCUUACUUCGCUCCAAAAGGUCCUUCGUGCUGCACAAGACAAUGAUAUCCUGACUCUCAAGGCGGAAGAUUCGCCCGACGUUGUCAACUUGGUGUUCGAAAACGCGCAGUCUGAUCGGUUGAGCGAGUACGACAUCAAGCUUACGGACAUUGAUCAGGAGCAUAUGGCCAUUCCGGAAACGGAGUACGCGGCUGUUGUGGAUAUGCCAGCUACAGAGUUUAGGCGGAUCUGCAUGGAUUUAGGAAAUUUGUCCGAAUCCGUCUUGAUUGAAGCCAGCAAGGAUGGCGUCAAGUUCUCCUGCCAGGGUGACAUUGGCAACGGCGCCGUCACUCUCCGUGGGCACACUAGUGUCGACAAGCCAGAGCAAGACGUGACCAUUUCCCUCACAGAGCCCGUUGCCCUUACAUUCUCCGUCAAAUAUCUCAUCAACUUUUGCAAGGCCACCAGCUUGACCAGCAAAGUGCGACUCAGUUUGUCGCAAGAUGUGCCAUUGUUGGUGGAGUACAGACUCGAAGCCAGUGGUAGCUUGAGAUACUUCCUUGCACCCAAGAUCGGUGAUGAGGAGUAG
Molecule: messenger RNA, 750 nt
Organism: Uncinocarpus reesii 1704
Lineage: Eukaryota; Fungi; Ascomycota; Eurotiomycetes; Onygenales; Onygenaceae
Product: proliferating cell nuclear antigen
Exons: 4
Coding region: 1-750 (249 amino acids)
Biological process (GO): regulation of DNA replication; leading strand elongation; mismatch repair
Cellular component (GO): PCNA complex
Molecular function (GO): DNA polymerase processivity factor activity; DNA binding
Source: RefSeq, a predicted model, not a curated record